Molecule: messenger RNA, 867 nt
Organism: Staurois parvus
Lineage: Eukaryota; Metazoa; Chordata; Amphibia; Anura; Ranidae
Source: the annotation of a GenBank genome assembly
AUGUCUUACAGAUGCAUCUGUGUUUGUUUAUUUUCAGAACUCCCGUCCUCAGAACACUUGAGCGUAGCAGAUGCAACAUGGCUAGCCCUUAACGUGGUCUCAGGAGGCGGAAGCUCGUCUAGCUCUCAACCAAUUGGAGUGACCAAAAUUGCCAAAUCGGUCAUUGCACCAUUGGCAGACCAGAACAUCUCCGUGUUUAUGCUGUCCACCUAUCAAACAGAUUUCAUAUUGGUACGUGAGCGGGAUUUGCCGUUUGUAAUGCACACGUUGGCAGCAGAAUUUACUAUAUUGCAGGUGGUGAAUGGAGAGACUGUGGCUGCUGAUAAUCUUGGAGUAACAAAUGGAUUUGUGAAACCCAAGCUUGUUCAGAGGCCUGUUAUUCAUCCACUUUCAAGUCCCAGCAAUAUGUUCUGCGUUACCAGCCUGGAUCCAUAUACACUUCCAACUGUGACUACACUCCUAAUGGAUGUUAUGUUUUACUCCAAUGGAGUAAAAGAUUCGGUGGUGGGCAGUGAAGAAUCUGGUCAUAUCCGCUUCUUCUCUUUUUCCCUCAUUGAGGGCUACAUUUCCUUGGUGAUGGAUGUACAGACACAGCAGAGGUUUCCUAAUAAUUUGCUGUUUACAAGUGCGUCGGGCGAGCUUUGGAAGAUGGUUCGUAUUGGCGGACAACCUCUUGGUUUUGAUGAAUGUGGGAUUGUUGCCCAGAUCUCAGAACCUUUAGCUGCUGCUGACAUACCUGCCUAUUAUAUCAGUACCUUUAAGUUUGACCAUGCACUGGUGAGUUUUUUUUUUAAACUUAUGAUGAUGGUAUAUUGUAACAGUUCUCUAUGUACCUUUUAUAAAAUGUACUUGGUUCUUGGUGAGUGA